Meriones unguiculatus (Mongolian gerbil) is the source of this 1225-nucleotide messenger RNA. It is a transcript of the gene Arv1, whose product is annotated as ARV1 homolog, fatty acid homeostasis modulator. The transcript is spliced from 6 exons. Gene Ontology annotation, biological process: intracellular sterol transport; sterol metabolic process; sphingolipid metabolic process. Lineage: Eukaryota; Metazoa; Chordata; Mammalia; Rodentia; Muridae. Gene Ontology annotation, cellular component: cortical endoplasmic reticulum; Golgi apparatus. Bases 23 to 826 code for a protein of 267 amino acids. The record is from RefSeq and is a predicted model, not a curated record.
GAAGUAGGAGCCUAGAGUGGCCAUGGGGACGGGCGGCCGCAGGAGUUCGCGGUCCGGGAAGGGCACCGAGGGCGCGGCGGCGGCGGCCUCCUCCCCUUGUCUGUACCGUUGUAUCGAGUGCAACCGGGAGGCCCGGGAGCUGUACCGGGACUACAGCCACGGCGUGCUCAAGAUAACCAUCUGUAAAUCCUGCCAGAAACCAGUAGACAAAUAUAUUGAGUAUGAUCCUGUUAUUAUCUUGAUUAAUGCCAUUUUAUGCAAAGCUCAGGCCUAUAGGCAUAUUCUUUUCAACACUAAAAUAAAUAUCCAUGGGAAACUCUGCAUGUUUUGUUUGCUUUGUGAAGCAUACCUGAGGUGGUGGCAGCUGCAGGACUCCAGCCAGAGCAUAGCCCCUGAUGACUUGAUCCGGUACGCCAAGGAGUGGGACUUCUACAGGAUGUUCGUGGUUGCGUCUUUCGAACAAGCUGCCUUUUUUACUGGCAUUUUUGCUUUCCUGUGGGUAGAGCAACCCAUGACCGCAAAGAAAGCACCCGACCUUGUCCUGCUGCUGAAGGCGCUGCUGCUGUCCAGCUAUGGGAAGCUCCUGCUGAUCCCAGCCGUCAUAUGGGAGCACGACUACACACCGCUGUGCCUCAGGCUCAUUAAAGUCUUCGUCCUGACGUCCAACUUCCAGGCGAUCCGAGUGACCCUGAACACCAACCGCAGGCUCUCUCUGUUGGCCGUGCUGAGCGGCUUGUUGCUGGAGAGCAUCAUGGUCUACUUCUUCCAGAGAAUGGAGUGGGAUGUGGGCAGUGACUGUGCAGUCUACAAGUCUCAGGACUUCUGAAGGUACAAUAUGGAGGUUUCCUCGAACCGAGCCUGAACACAGGGCCUUGGAAGACUAAUACAGACUGCCAGCAGGACCGGGAACAGCCUAGGAGACAAACGCCUGGCGUUUCUCAGGGAAUUCCAAGACUGGAUUAGCUGAUGUGGGAAGACCCAUCGACUCACGGCAGGACUCCAGACUGAAGGGAGAGAAUCGAGUGAGCACCGGACCGCACACAGGAUGUCACAGCUGCCUGGUGCUCCCGCUGCCAGGCCUUCCUCCCCAGGGUGGACUGCAAGCCAAAGUAAGUCUUCCCUCAUUUGCUUUUGUCAGAGCAAUGAGAAAAGUAGUGAGUACAGGCCUCAUGCGUGCCAGGCAGGCCCUCUGCCACCAGGUGAUAAGUCUUAGGGCUGUGAUUUU